Molecule: messenger RNA, 1927 nt
Organism: Sorex araneus (European shrew)
Lineage: Eukaryota; Metazoa; Chordata; Mammalia; Eulipotyphla; Soricidae
Gene: OSGIN1
Product: oxidative stress induced growth inhibitor 1
Exons: 5
Coding region: 209-1636 (475 amino acids)
Source: RefSeq, a predicted model, not a curated record
CGCGGGGCACCUGGAGCGUGACUCGGCCUGGCCAGCAGGGGGCCCGCGAGAGCUACGGAGGCCGGGUCUUCCCGGCCCCUGGGGCGGGGGCAGUGGACCCCAGAGAACAGGGGCCGGGAGGGGCCGCGGGCAGAGGGGCGAGACCCACCCGGCCCUGCUCAGCUGCCCGGCCCCGUCCCCGCAGGCCGCCUGCUCCCGCCGCCCAGCCAUGAGUCUCCGCGGGAACGGCCCCCUCCGUGCGGGCAGCGCCGAGCCCCUGGCCGCGGUGGUCAUCGGCAACGGCCCCUCGGGCAUCUGCCUGUCCUACCUGCUCUCGGGCUACGCCCCCUACGUGGAGCCGGACGCCGCCCACCCGCACCCCCUUCUGCAGAGGAAGCUGGCCGAGGCCCCGGGGGUCUCCAUCCUGGACCAGGACCUGGCCUACCUGUCCGAGGGCCUGGAGGGCCGCUGCCAGAGCCCCGUGGCCCUGCUCUUCGACGCCCUCCUGUGGCCCGACACGGACGCUGGGGGGGACCUGGACUCCGUGCUCACCUGGAGGCGGCAGCCGGAGCGGGCCGUGCCCCACGUGGUCCUGGGCCGGGGCCUGCCGGGGGGCGCCUGGCACUCCAUCGAGGGCUCCAUGGUGACCCUGAGCCAGGGGCAGUGGAUGGGGCUCCCGGACCUGCACGUCAGGGACUGGCUGGGCCGCAGACGCAGGGGGCUGCGGAACAGCCGCGCCACGGCGGGCGACAUCGCGCGCUACUACACGGACUACGUGGCCAAGAAGGGCCUGGGCCCCAACUUCGUGUCGGGCGCCGUGGUCACGGCCGUGGAGUGGGGCCCGCCUGAGCCCGGGGCGCGCGAGGACGCCGGGACCCCCUUCCGGGUGCGCGGCUUCCUGACGGCCGCCGGCCGCCGCGAGCCCUUCUCCCUGCGCGCCCGGAACGUGGUGCUGGCCACGGGCACGGCGGACAGCCCGGCCCGCCUGGGCAUCCCCGGGGAGGCGCUGCCCUUCGUGCACCACCGGCUGGGCGCGCUGGAGGCCGCGUGGCGCGCGGGCGCCGUGGGCCCCGGCUCGGACCCGGUGCUGGUGGUGGGCGCGGGGCUGUCGGCCGCCGACGCGGUGCUCUUCGCGCGCCACGCCGACAUCCCGGUGCUGCACGCCUUCCGCCGGCGCGUGGACGACCCCGGCCUGGUCUUCAACCAGCUGCCCCCGGGGCUGUACCCCGAGUACCACAAGGUGCACCAGAUGAUGCGGGAGCAGCCCGCGGGCUCCCCCGGGCCCUACCCCGGCUACCGCAGCCUCCCCGAGCACCGGCUCGUGUGCUGCCGCGACGACCGCCAGGUGCUGUUCCAGGGCCCGCGCGGGCCGCGCAAGGGCUUUGCGGUGUCGCUGGUGCUGGUGCUCAUCGGCUCGCGCCCCGACCUGUCCUUCCUGCCGGGCGCGGGCGCCGACCUGGCCGCGGACCCCCGGCAGCCCCUGAGCGCCAAGAGGAACCCCAUCGACGUGGACCCCUUCACCUACCAGAGCACGCGCCGCGAGGGCCUGUACGCGCUGGGGCCGCUGGCCGGGGACAACUUCGUGCGCUUCGUGCAGGGCGGCGCGCUGGCCGCGGCCAGCUCCCUGCUGAGGAAGGAGGCCCCGCGGCCGCCCUAGCCGGGCGGGGGGCGCCGACCGCGGCCGGGGGGCGCAGACCGGGCCGGGGGGCGCAGACCACGGCCGGAGGGCACUGACCGCGGCCGGAGGGCGCAGACCGGGCCGGGGGGCGCCGACCGCAGCCGGAGGGCACCGACCGCGGCCGGAGGGCGCCGACCACGGCCGGAGGGCGCGGACCACGGCGGGAGCGCGCAGACCACGACCCGAGGGCGCAGACCACGACCCGAGGCGCCCACCCUGGCCGGGGGCGCAGACGGGGCCGGCACAGCAGCGGGAGCGCGGGGACGCGGG